This is a messenger RNA of Melozone crissalis (California towhee), 3492 nucleotides long. RefSeq names its product uromodulin like 1 (gene UMODL1). Gene Ontology annotation, molecular function: peptidase inhibitor activity; protein binding; calcium ion binding. NCBI's taxonomy places the organism in Eukaryota, Metazoa, Chordata, Aves, Passeriformes, Passerellidae. The record is from RefSeq and is a predicted model, not a curated record. The transcript is spliced from 22 exons. Bases 1 to 3492 code for a protein of 1163 amino acids. Gene Ontology annotation, cellular component: cell surface; extracellular region.
AUGUCAAGUGCCUUCAAUCCCAACCUCAACAGAGAAAAAGGCCUCUCUUUGCUAGGGUACCACCUGUGCAACUACACCCUGACCAAAAGUGUGCUUAAAAUGGUCGCCUACCAAAAGUCCUAUGAGAAGAAGGCAUCCUGUGGAGUGUGGAUCCCCUGGAUGGUGUGUCCCCAGACACACCACAGAACAGAGUUCCACAGUGUUGAAGUCCCUGAGACCAUCACUGUCACAGAUUGCUGUGAAGGAUAUGAACAAGUUGGACUCUACUGCUCUCUAGCACUCAAUAGAUCCAGUGUAUUUGCCUCAAGACCUGGUAUUUGUCCAGUGAAGGAUAUGGAAACAUUUGAUUAUCCUUGCAUGUUCGACACUGAAUGUCCAGGGCUGAAAAAAUGCUGCAGCUCAUCCAAAGGAGCAGGCUGUGUGGAUCCCAUGCCAGAGGGGAGGAUGUUCUGGUACAACGUGACAGUGCUUGUGAAAAUGGAUUUCAGUGAAUUGAUCCGGGUGGAUUCCCACCUUCUGAAUCAUUCCCACCUCUUGCACUCCGUGAUCACUGGUGCACUGCAGCCCCUGAAUGCCUCUGUGCACCACAUCCAGAGUAACCAUGGGGACAUCUACGCUGGGACAGUGGCCUCCCAGCUUCUCCUGGGCCUGCAGCAUCCAGCUCCUCUGGCAGAGGUCUCCUCCUCCCUGAAGGCCAUGGUGAAGCGCGUGUAUGAAGUGAUUGACACACAAGUGCAAGAUGUCAAUGAAUGCUCCUAUGCUGAAUUCAAUGCUUGCCCUGAGAAAAGCAACUGGGUGAACCUGGAGGGCUAUUACAGCUGCCACCCCCAGCACGGACAUGCCACUGUCACCCCUCACUGGCUGAGCCCAAGGAAGGAAGGAGUCACCUGCAGGAAUUUCUGGUGCAUGAGUGCCCCUUCUCCUCCUGUUGGGAGAAAAUGCCACAUACACCUGUUACCUAUUUCUGAUGGAAAUGCAGAGCAUUGUACAUCUACUCCAAGUUCAGUAAAUGCUGUUAGCACUGGCAGUAGCUCUCCUUCUGUGAGGAAAUCAAGUCUCUUGUCCAUAACCAACCAAUCUACAGAUGCUGAGUGCUAUCCCUCUGCAGUUACAAACCAUCAGAUCCUCAGCAUUACCAGCAGCAGCUUUGAAAUGUCCUGGCUUGUCAGUUCCACUCUGAACCACACUUUCCAUGUCCGGGUGGCCAAGGGCAAUGACACUGUGCAAAGCCUGAGGACUGAGGAAAGGCAGGUGGAUGUGUCUCACCUGGAAGCAGGUGUGAUGUAUUCAGUAGAGAUCAGCUAUGAAACUUGUAGGAAAACCAUUAUCUCCCAUCAAAAUGUUAAAACAGAGGCCAAGCUAUUUGAUGUUACUAUGAGGAUUCUCAACUACAACUUCACUGAUGAUUUCCAUAAUUCCAGCAGCUCAGCAUAUGAGGAAUUUUCAAGGAUUUUGCUUACAGAGCUUGAAAAGUCAUUCCCACCCAACAUUUCUGCCUUGUACACAUCUGGGAAGCUGAAAGUGCAGAUUGAAUCCCUGGCAGCAGGAAGCAUCAUUGUGAGGCUCAGAAUCACCAUGCAGGAUCCCGAGUUUCCAGUGGAUGCCUCCACAUUUGCCCCAGUGCUUUCCUACCUGCACAAUGGCUCUGUGCUAGAGGUGGAUCAGCAAAACACUGCAGUAGAAGACUGGGAUGAAUGUGCUUCCCAAGCUGAGAAUGACUGCUCAGUGUUAGCAGAGUGCAUCAAUUUGAUGGGCUCCUACAUGUGCAGGUGCAAGACAACCAUGGAUACCAACCCAUCCCGACCUGGAAGGAACUGUGAGGGUGAGAUUGUGGAUCCUCUCACCGAAACCGUGGCUCCUGAAAUAAAAACCAGCAUGGACUUGGCUCCUGAGGAAGCCUUCCAGAAACUUAGUGGCACAGUUCGGAUAACAAACACAGAAUAUUCUCCAGGCUUUAACAAUAACAGCAGUGAGGAAAAUCAAACCUUUGCACAGCUCUUUGUUGCUGAAGUGCAGAAAUCUCUGCCCCUUGAGGUGCUGCAGCAGAUGGAUGCUGGUCUGAUUCAAGUGCUGGUAACUGGUGUUACUAAUGGGAGCACAGUGGUAAGUUUCAGUUUGCUGCUUGCAGAAGAAGUGGAUGCCCACCAUGUCAUCAGCACUUUUUGUGAGGCCUUGGAACACAGCUCCUACUUCACCAUGGACAGGAGCAGCCUCUCCACACACGCACUUCCCUUCAGCCAGAAGGCAACAGUGACAGAUAAGAAACCUGUGAACAGCACAAUUUUACCUGUGACAUCUCUGCAAACUUCAGCUCAUGUUUCCUCCCUUGUUUCACUGGACUUUUCUCCUGCUGAGCACAAAGCUCUGGAGCACCCCAUGUUCUCCAGCACAGGGCUGAGUCUUCUCACCAUGGAUCCCAUGGCAUCUCCUGAUGUUUCUCCUCAAGCAUCUCCAGCCCCCCUGGUCAAACCCACCCAAGAGGUUUCCAUUAAAGAUGCUGUGAGUGUGUUUUGUGAGAUUGAGAGGAUUGUCCUUGCCAUCCAGAAGAGGUUCCUGCAGCAGGAGUCCAUCCCAGAGAGUUCCCUGUUCCUGGGGGAGCCUGGCUGCAAUGUGAGCACCAGCAAUGGCACCCACGUCGUGCUGCAGGCGGGCUGGAGCGACUGUGGCACCCAGCUUGAGACCAACAUGACUACUACAGUGGUGAGAACCACCCUUUGGAACGAUGUUUCUGCUCAGGGAAUAAUCCACCACUUGAACAUUGCCAGUCCCAUCUACUGUGUGUUUCAAAAUGAGAUCUUGACUUCCUCUGGGUUCACUGCAGAAGGACUUUACUCCAUCUUUGAGGAUUUGCAUGGACCUGGAUACUUCAGAACAGAAAUGCAGUUGUUCAUUGGGAGCUCCCCAGUGCCCCGAAAUUUCAGUGUCUCUGCCAGUGAGGAUGUGCUGAUGGAGGUGGGGAUGCAGAGGGCAGACAGCCAGCUCAAGGUGGUUCUCACUGACUGCUGGGCCACUCCAACCAACAAUUCAGUGGAUCCCCUGCCAUUUGUUUUCAUCAGCAACAGCUGCCCCAUCCCAAAUACUUACACCACGCUGGUGGAAAAUGGGAAUUCGAGCAAAGCUCAGUUUAAGAUGAAAAUUUUCUCCUCUGUCAACAACUCUGUGGUUUACUUACACUGCAGAAUUCGUAUUUGUGUGGAGUCGCCAGUAAGCACCUGCAGGACUAGGUGCCACGCAAGGCCUCGAAUCCUGAAGGCUGGAGAAACCAUCUCCCUGCACAGAACAUCCUGGGGACCCCUGUGGAAAUCAGCUGGUGACCCUCCUGCAAAGGAGGCUGGAAUGGGAAUUGGAUCCAUCAUCCUCAUAGCCCUUGCUGUGCUUGGUUUUGUGCUGGGAGUUGUGACCCUGCUCAUUUUCCAGUACCAGCGAAAGACAGGAAGAUGCAACCUCAGGAUCAAGUCUGACAACUUCAGCUACCAAGUGUUCUAUGAUUAG